Leopardus geoffroyi (Geoffroy's cat) is the source of this 1009-nucleotide messenger RNA. RefSeq names its product peripheral myelin protein 22 (gene PMP22). The record is from RefSeq and is a predicted model, not a curated record. The transcript is spliced from 5 exons. The coding region runs from base 402 to 884 and encodes 160 amino acids. Gene Ontology annotation, cellular component: plasma membrane. Lineage: Eukaryota; Metazoa; Chordata; Mammalia; Carnivora; Felidae.
CUCUCCGGAGCCGCCGGUGUGGACGCCAGGCUGAGCCGGGGCCAGGACGGCUCCCCGGCGCUGGCAGAACCCGGUGGAAACUUGGGAGACUAACGGAACGCGGAGCGCACCGGGCCUGGGAAACCAGCUCCCCGCCGCGCGCUCUCCCUCGCAGCGUGCCGCUGGCGUCCCCGGGCCUCCGGCAGAAAUCGGGGCGCCCACGCGCGGACCCCCAACCGCCACCCUGUAGGGAAAGGGGGCUCUCUCCUCCUCCUGCCUCCUUCCCCACGUGGGGCUGUGCUCCGGAGGCAACCCCGAGUGGGUGGAGGUGUGCCGUGGCCUCCGCUGGUCAUUCUGGGAAGAGCUCUCCUCCCGGGGUGACUUAGACGCAGGAACUCCGCUGAGCAGAACCAGCCGCCAGAAUGCUCCUCUUGUUGCUGGGCAUCAUCGUCCUCCACGUCGCAGUGCUCGUGCUGCUCUUCGUCUCCACGAUCGUCAGCCAAUGGAUCGUGGGCAAUGGACAUGCAACCGACCUCUGGCAGAAUUGUAGCACCUCUUCUUCUGGAAACGUCCACCACUGCUACUCAUCGUCAGCAAAUGAAUGGCUGCAGUCUGUCCAGGCCACCAUGAUCCUGUCGAUCAUCUUCAGCGUUCUGUCCCUGUUCCUGUUCUUCUGCCAGCUCUUCACUCUCACCAAAGGGGGCCGGUUUUACAUCACCGGAGUCUUCCAGAUCCUUGCCGGUCUGUGUGUGAUGAGUGCAGCGUCCAUCUACACGGUGAGGCACCCAGAGUGGCAUCUCAACUCUGACUACUCCUACGGCUUCGCCUACAUCCUGGCCUGGGUGGCCUUCCCUCUGGCCCUUCUCAGCGGCGUCAUCUACGUGAUCUUGCGGAAACGCGAAUGAGGUGCCCAGACGGUUUGGUCUGAGGCACUGAGCGUACAUCGGGGGAAGGGAGGAAGGAAACCAGAAAAAAAAAAAAAAAAAAAAAGAAAGAAAGAAAAAAACCCAACCCAAAGCAACCAACCAAA